CAACCCCCGCUCCAUCUCCAUAUACACCAUCUUGAGCGUCACACACACACGGACACACGGGCGCACACAAAGCUCGCACGAGGGAGAGAGGGAGAGAGAGGAAUCGGAGCAUACGGCCAUGGCUCUCCGCACCCUGGCAUCGAAGAAGACCCUGUCCCUCGCCCUCGGCGGCGCCCGGCCUCUGGCGGCGGCGGGGUCCGCGAGGGGGGUGACGACGGUCACCCUCCCCGACCUCUCCUACGACUUCGGUGCGCUGGAGCCGGCCAUCUCCGGGGAGAUCAUGCGCCUGCACCACCAGAAGCACCACGCCACCUACGUCGCCAACUACAACAAGGCGCUCGAGCAGCUCGACGCCGCCGUCGUCAAGGGCGACGCAUCCGCCGUCGUCCAGCUCCAGGGCGCCAUCAAGUUCAACGGCGGCGGUCAUGUGAACCAUUCAAUCUUCUGGAAGAACCUCAAGCCUAUUAGCGAAGGUGGUGGUGAGCCACCGCAUGGGAAACUUGGCUGGGCCAUUGAUGAGGAUUUUGGUUCAUUUGAGGCACUUGUAAAGAAGAUGAAUGCAGAAGGUGCUGCUUUACAAGGAUCUGGAUGGGUGUGGCUAGCUUUGGAUAAAGAGGCAAAAAAGCUUUCAGUUGAAACUACUGCUAAUCAGGACCCUCUGGUGACCAAAGGGGCAAGCUUGGUUCCUUUGUUGGGGAUUGAUGUUUGGGAGCAUGCGUACUACCUCCAGUACAAGAAUGUUAGGCCGGAUUACCUGAGCAACAUCUGGAAGGUGAUGAACUGGAAAUACGCUGGAGAGGUGUACGACAACACGCUUGCUUGAUUUGUCUUGACUGGCUUUACCCAUCUGCGCUGGCUAUCAGCUGCUCGAGUCAUGUGAAAUAAAAAUAAAAAUGGACCUGUCUAGCUGCUGGACCUUGUGUACAUUUCGGUGAGAUAGACUGAUGCAAUAGCUGUUGAUUUUGUUUGUCCUGCUUGCCUGCUCCGCUCCAUUGCCGGCACCACAGCAUACUGCCCAAGAUAGCCCUUCUUCCUCACCCUUGUGUCUAGUAAUAAUGCCAAAUAAUUAUUCUGAGCUGAGAAUGUUGCUUUGAGUUAUUGCCAUGCCUUUCCAUUGUUUGGGCUUUGCACUUUGUUGGAGCCAAAACUUA
This is a messenger RNA of Setaria italica (foxtail millet), 1151 nucleotides long. RefSeq names its product superoxide dismutase [Mn] 3.1, mitochondrial. The coding region runs from base 119 to 823 and encodes 234 amino acids. Gene Ontology annotation, molecular function: superoxide dismutase activity; metal ion binding. NCBI's taxonomy places the organism in Eukaryota, Viridiplantae, Streptophyta, Magnoliopsida, Poales, Poaceae. The record is from RefSeq and is a predicted model, not a curated record. Gene Ontology annotation, cellular component: mitochondrion. Gene Ontology annotation, biological process: superoxide metabolic process. The transcript has 6 exons.